Messenger RNA from Electrophorus electricus (electric eel), 4339 nucleotides. It is a transcript of the gene clip1b, whose product is annotated as CAP-GLY domain containing linker protein 1b. NCBI's taxonomy places the organism in Eukaryota, Metazoa, Chordata, Actinopteri, Gymnotiformes, Gymnotidae. Gene Ontology annotation, biological process: positive regulation of microtubule polymerization; cytoplasmic microtubule organization. Gene Ontology annotation, cellular component: nucleus; cell cortex; microtubule plus-end. Gene Ontology annotation, molecular function: microtubule plus-end binding. The record is from RefSeq and is a predicted model, not a curated record.
UUGUCCUCUGACAAACGCCCUCCAUUCAUGUAAAUGCCGCAUUCAGAGAUUUGUGACCUGUUCAAAACCACUUUUGAAAUAGUUUUGUUUGAUAUAGCUUUGUUUUAAUGUUGGAUAUUUAUUUAGGUAAGAGAGCCAAGUUCAGAAGACCCAACUUUCUUCUCGCCGGUUGUCAUAGCAACGCUGCGCAUCAGGCGUAAUGAUGCUAGCUAGCGGGCUAUUGGUUUAAUCAGAUAGCACUUUAUAACUACGCAACCGUUGAGUAUUUUUUAAGCCGUCCAUUUAUUGCGGUUUGAUUUAAAAUCUGUUCAGCGUGGCUAAUUUAACUCAGUGCGCCAUAUGUAUGUAGGCACAUUAGCCAGUUCAUUGGUCGUGAAAGGGAUGGAGCUUUGUAGCUAAGAUAGCUGGCCUGUCCGAGUGUAAAACAGCGGAGAUGUAAACGGUCACAUUCCGUCACUCCUGGGUUGUUCACAUUAUCACAUUAAAGGAAAAAUAUAUUCCAAUGCUGGCUAAGGGUUAACGUCCUCCUUUUCACUGCGAGUACAUUUACAUGCACAAAGCAGGGAACCAUGAGCACAGGAAAGCCAAGUGGCCUCAAGCCACCUACUAAGAUUGGUAAGCCUGCAGGUGUACCAACCAAGACCUCCCCUCCCUCAGGUAAGCCUGCAGGUGUACCAACCAAGACCUCCCCUCCCUCAGGUAAGCCUGCAGGUGUACCAACCAAGACCUCCCCUCCCUCAGGCGCCGCGGUGGUUAGUGACUCAACCGCAGAGUUUUCUGUGGGUGAUCGUGUGUGGGUGAACGGAAAUAAGCCCGGCUACAUCCAGUUCAUUGGCAACACCCAGUUCGCACCAGGGCAGUGGGCAGGCAUCGUUUUGGACGAGCCCAUUGGCAAGAACGAUGGGGCUGUGGCGGGUAUUCGCUACUUUCAGUGUGAGGACCUGCGGGGCAUUUUUACCCGGCCCUCCAAACUGUCCCGCACUCUGGUCCCGGAGCAGGAGAUCAAUGGCCCACAGAAGUCCGCCAGCCAAGCAUCCUCCACUGCCCCUACAGCUGCGGCUGCCCCUACAGCUAGUGCCAUUGAUGACAGCCAGGCCGUUGCUGCUACCAAGACCUCCACAAACCUAGCCACAGUGGCCAGUGGUUCUGUCUCCAACCUGUCAGAGACAGACUCAGCGAAGAAAGGAAAACGUGAGAUGAAACUGGGUGACCGUGUGCUGGUCGGAGGAACUAAGGCAGGUGUUGUACGCUUCCUGGGUGAGACUGACUUUGCCAAGGGAGAGUGGUGUGGGGUGGAGCUGGACGAACCGCUCGGCAAGAACGACGGAGCAGUGGCAGGCGCCAGGUAUUUCCAGUGUCUGCCGAAGUACGGCCUCUUUGCUCCCACACACAAAGUGACCCGGAUCGGCUUCCCCUCCACCACCAAAGCCAAGAGCUCACGCCGCAGGUCCACCCUGCAGCACAGCCCCAGCGCCUCCUCUGUCAGCUCCCUGAGCUCCCUCACCUCCUCCGUGGGAGGCAAACCCAGCCGUGCAGGCCUGCUAACGGAGACGUCAUCCCGCUAUGCACGGAAGAUCUCGGGGACAACAGCCCUGCAGGAGGCACUGAAGGAGAAGCAGCAGCACAUCGAGCAGCUCCUGGCCGAGCGCGACCUGGAGAGGACGGAGGUGGCCAGGGCCACCAGCCAUGCCGGGGAGGUGCAGCAGGAACUCGCCCUGCUCAGACAAGGUCAGGAGCAGUAUGCCCUUGAGAUGGAGGCUAAAAUGGACCAGCUGCGCAGGCUCGUGGAGUCUGCAGACAGGGAUAAAGUGGAGCUGCUCAAUCAGCUGGAAGAGGAAAAAAGGAGGGUAGAAGACCUUCAGUUCCGUGUAGAGGAAGCCUGCAUCACCAAAGGUGACCUUGAGACGCAGACCAAACUGGAGCAUGCCCACAUUAAGGAGCUCGAACAGAGCCUUCUCUUUGAAAAGACCAAAGCUGAUAAACUCCAGAGGGAGUUAGAGGAUACUAGGGUGGCCACGGUGUCUGAGAGGUCACGCAUCAUGGAGCUGGAGAAGGAGGUGGCCGAGCUGCAACUGCACCUGCGAUCGCAGCGAGCGGAAGCUGGAUCAGCCUCGCCGCCACUGCAAGACAGGAAGGUUCGAGAGCUGAGCAGUGAGCUGGAAACCAGACAGAAGGAGGUUCUGCUCCUCCAGCAGAGACUCAGCUCCUCUGACCAGGAGAACGCCUCCCUUCAGCAGCAGCUGGGUGACUUGAAGCGGAAACUUGCUGCAGCGUCUGAAGAAUGUGACAAGACAACGCUGUCCAUUCAAGAGAUGGAGAGGAGCAGGUGGGUAGAGAGAGAGCGGCUGGAGCAGCUGCGCACCGAGAAGGAGCGGCUGGAGGAGGAGGCAUCCUCCCAGCACAGCAAGGAGCGCAGGAUCAGUGAGGAGCUGAAGGAGAGGCUGGGAGGAGCGGAGCGGGAGCUGAGCGCAGCACGGGAGAGGAGUGCCAAGCUGGAGCAGCACGUGGCACAACUGCAGAGGUUCAAGGAGCAAACCCAGAGCACACAGUCGGCUGAGGAACUGGACCAGCUAAAACAGAUAAAUGAAAAACUGCGGCAGGAGCUUGAAGGCCUGAAGCAGCAGAACUCCAGGUGUCAAGACGAGCUCUGCUUCACCAAGGAGCAGCUCAGCGCUGAGAGCCGGCGCAUCGGGAGGCUGUGUAAGGAAAUUGAAGAGCUGAAGCUAUCGGCGGGUCAGAGGCCACAGAGGCUGGCGGCGCUCCAGGAGGACAACGGGAAGCUGGCGCGGGAGACGCUUGAGGGUGAGCAUCACACACUCAGCAGCCAGCUGGAGGUGAAGGAGAGAGAAAAGCCCAAUGCAUUAAUAUCAGAGAGGGACAAAGAGUUGGAGGCACUAAGAAAUGAGAUCGCCGUGCUGCGGGGCAAGAGUGCCAUGGCCAAAACACUGCAGGCUGCCGUGGAAACGCUGGAGAGGGACAAACUACAGCUGCAGAACAGGGUGCACAGCCUGGAGCUGGAACUGGGUGGCGGCCAGCCACACGGCUCGCCCUACAGCCAACCGGAGACCUCAGGUGACGUGGACAUAAACCAGCUUAGGGAAGAGAAAGAGUUUGCUGAGGGGCAGAUCAACUUCCUCAAUUCGGUCAUUGUGGAUCUUCAAAGGAAGAAUGAAGAACUGAAGGUGAAGCUGAAGAAGAUGGCCUUGGCUGAGUUCAACGGCAAUGACGAGGAUGGAUCCGUUGAAGUCAAAAAGAAAAAGAAAGCCCCGCCUCGCGUCUUCUGCGACAUCUGCGACUGUUUCGACCUGCACGACACAGAAGACUGUCCCACCCAGACACAGUCGCCCGACUCUCCGCCACACAGCACGCACCACGGCAGCCGCGGGGGCAAGCGGCCCUACUGUGACAUCUGUGAGGCCUUCGGCCACUGGACGGACUCCUGCAAUGACGACCAAACCUUCUAGACACCUCGGCCCCGCCCCCACUCCUCUCCCAACCUCCAGCCUCAACCCAUUUGAAAACCAGGCACAAAAUGCUUUUAACAAGGUCAGCCCCAAUUUUUUGUACACUGUACAUUUGUACACACACUUCUGUACAUUCCUCUAUUGAAGGCUACGCAGUGCUGCCUUUUGGAACUGCCCUGAAGGAAAGCGCUCUUUUUUCUGUGUGAUGUUAAUCCUGUUUUGUGUUGUGUAAAGGUUGUGAUUUUCCAGUCCUACGUGACUUGAUCGCCUGGGUGUUGAUGAAGUGGAAAGUAAGUGGUUACAUGUAGUAGAGAAUCCAAACAGACAAAGCCCACAGACACAGGGAAGCUGUCACUCCAAUGUUGCUCCACCCUCCAACUCUAAGCUGACCAAUAGGAACUUAUUGCACUGCUCACUUUAAAUGCAUUCCUUGUUAUGUAUUCAGCACGUUUAACUGUUCCUCUGAGUUGACAUCUUAAGUUAUUCUUUUAUAUUUAAUAAUUGUCAGAAAAAAAUGGUCACAAUAAUGUCUUAUGUCAUGUCCACUAAAUUAAUCAAAGCACAAGUUUGGAUCAUAUUGUAUAUCUCUGUAUAAUUGCAAUAUUUAUAUUAAUGACAACAUUUACAGAACAAGUUGUAAAACUGCAAAAUGACUUUUUUUGUUUGUUUUCUGUCAGAAAUUAUGCAAAGAUACAAUGUGGGUAUUUUUGCUUUGUUUAAAGAGAUCCUAUGUAUAUUAACAUUUUUGCUUUGAUUGCAAUGAAAGAAGUACUUGUAAUAACAGCCAAAUAUGGUAAACUUUCCUUCUGACGUUGUGAGUCUUAUGAUGGCCCUGCUCAAGAAAUACAUACAUACUAACUCAGUAUAACACUGAA